Morchella importuna is the source of this 696-nucleotide messenger RNA. RefSeq lists its product as uncharacterized. The record is from RefSeq and is a predicted model, not a curated record. NCBI's taxonomy places the organism in Eukaryota, Fungi, Ascomycota, Pezizomycetes, Pezizales, Morchellaceae. Gene Ontology annotation, molecular function: nucleic acid binding. The transcript is spliced from 3 exons. The coding region runs from base 1 to 696 and encodes 231 amino acids.
AUGUCUACAAACUCCGAAGACCCUAAUUCAGCUUCUUCAAACUUAGUCCAGGCCAGAAGGAAUAAUCCGGACCCUCUAAUACUCAAUUGUAUUCAGCCCGGAAUAUCUGUUAUCUCAUCUUCUAUUAGCUCUCCUACGGAUGGUCUUUCAAUCGAGGAUACACUACCUCAGAAUGAUGACCCGAACCUGCAACUGUUAAAUCAGCCAAGUUAUGAAAGCAAUCCUAUGGAAAGGGACAUGGCGGGUAGGGAUCUGGCUGCAAUUCACCUCGAAAGGCCUGCAUCAAUCAAUAUGGUUACCUCUGCGUAUUCCGCGGGCGAUUAUAACGAUUAUAACGAGAGAGGAUUCUUUCCACCAACAGGGCAAGAUAGUGGAGAGCUAAAGCGAGUUGAAGGGGUACUCGCUUCGGCCUCUGAUGCACGCCACAUCAUAAUCAAUACAGACUCGGAAUAUAUCCUCAGAUGUGUUAAAAAUUGGCGUCCGCUCUGGGAACGCUAUGGCUUCGUUGAUGGGGAGGGAAAUUCCAUCGCCGAUUAUGAAGUGAUCAAAAGCAUCCUCAACAUUAUCGAUAGGAGGACGCUGAAUAACAAGCGAACAACUUUUAAAUAUAUUGAAGGAAUAAGCGAAGAUUUAUGCUUUAUUCCUCCGAUACGGCCGGCUAACGAAGCAGCUCAGUGGAUUGGGUGGGUCGAAUAG